This is a messenger RNA of Aspergillus candidus, 2075 nucleotides long. Its product is annotated as protein kinase domain-containing protein. Gene Ontology annotation, molecular function: protein kinase activity; ATP binding. Gene Ontology annotation, cellular component: cytoplasm. Lineage: Eukaryota; Fungi; Ascomycota; Eurotiomycetes; Eurotiales; Aspergillaceae. The transcript has a single exon. Gene Ontology annotation, biological process: signal transduction; protein phosphorylation. The record is from RefSeq and is a predicted model, not a curated record. Bases 663 to 1823 code for a protein of 386 amino acids.
UUUUUUUAUUUCAUUUUUUUUUUUUUUCUGUUUUUAUUGAUGAUUUUUUCUUCAUUUAUUACUCCUCUUCGUCCAAACCUGUUUUCGGUUCUCUCUUUAUUUUUUCUCUCUCUCUCCUGCUUUCAUCCCAUUCCACUACACCGUACAUCUCGAUCUAUAAUCAACUCGUAUAGCAUAAACACCAUGUCGCCCUUCCUCUCCACCUCUUUCUUAUACUUGGUUUCCUGGUCCUCUUCCUUCGCCAUGAGCACUCGUUGACCUCACCCACCCUUGACUCAUCUCAAGGUUCACGGUCUGCUGGUUCCAACGUCAUCCCGGCACCAUUAAAACGCCACUGCUGGCAUCACAUCCUUAUACCGGUGGCCAACUCGCAUCUUCUCGACUCUUCUAUUUCGGCUUCCUCCAUCACACGUUCACUCUCUUCUCAUCCAGCUGCAUCGUUAAGUCCUGGACCGAUAUCAUCUGCCAACGAUCUUUCCAUCGUCGUUCCGUCCAUCUCUCGAGAAGCUAUAUAUAAGCUAUCUAGAUACUAUACUAUCUUUGAUAUACGAUUAUCAUCCCGGGUCUAUUGCCCCACCAUCAAGUCCAGCAUCUGUGACUCACCAUCGGCUAUACCCUCCACAUCCCUUGCUACGAUCUGAUUUAGAGAGCGUCUGAUCGUCAUGGCGCCUCCCACGCCUCUUCGGGUGUCCGUUCGCACCGCGAAUGAGCAUCGUCUCGACACUCGCUCCCCUCCCGUCACCCCGAGGUCCGGCUUCUCCAGUGUCUCUCUAUCACCAAUCGACGACAAGCGCAUCGACCAGGUCUCCCUCCAUCAAGACCUCUCUGCGCCCCUCGAGUUCCGCGACAGCCUGGAAGUCCAGCAUGACUCCCACGGCAAGCCAUUCGAAUAUGGUCGCGGAGUUUGGAGCGUCGUCUACAAGGCGUCGUCUCGCCCGCCCUCGAACUCCAGUCUGCUCACCCCGCCCAGCUCCCCCGCACCCGGGAAUCACAAGGUCGCCGUCAAGUCGCCCUCGCGACGGGAUGCCCAUGUCGUGCUGGAUGCCGAGGCCCUGGCCUUGAGCCGAAUCAGCCUGUUCUCGGGCUCCGACAACUACGUCGUCCCCUUCCACGGAUACAUCCCAGGAGAUCAUGCCAUCGUCCUGGACGCCGUGCCCCUCUCGCUCGCCACCUAUAUUGAAGACAAGGCCGCCAUCGCCAAACAGAACAUGUCCACCCGAACCAUGUUCGACCCCGCCCCAGGAAUGGCCUCUUGGAAAGCCCUGGCCACGAAGCUCAUCCGCGGGCUGUCCUGGCUGCACAACACUCCGCAUAUCGUCCACGGCGACAUCAAACCACACAACCUCCUCCUACGUCCGCUCGAGGACGAGGAGACGGACUUCCCGUUCACGCCACUGUUCGCCGACUUCUCCUCCGCCCAUAUCAUCGCUGGCCCCUCUCUAUCGGCCGAAAAGAACCAACCUGGGACCGCCCUGACGGCCCUCACGCCGCCCUUCGCCGCUCCCGAGCUCCUCACCGUCUCGUCCCUGACCUCCCUGGACGUCCGACCCACGCCCGCCGCCGAUGUCUUUUCCCUGGCGGUGACCCUCCUCGCCGCAGCUACCGGCGACUUACUCCUCUAUCCAGGCACCAGCAACAUGCAGCGUCUGGCCAUGGCUCGCGAAGGCCACCGCGUCAUUGAGUUCGCCCGAUCGGGGGCCCAUGGCUCGCGCGUGCCCCGGAAUGGUCUGGUCGAACAGAUCAUCAAACCGGCUCUGGCGAAGGAUCCAGCCGAGCGGAUCAAUCCGACUGAUUGGUUGAAUUUGGUGGAAAGUCUGGCGUGAAUCAUCUAUAGAUAUGGAUGAGUGAUCUUAUUGGAUUUUGUCUGCUAUUUGAAAGAUGAUUUCUUUUUUAAUUCCCCCCCAUUUUGCAUCAUGUAUAAUAAAGAUACCCGGUUGGAUUCAGUCCGAGAUUUAUAUUGGAUCUGAAUGUCCCUUUUUUAUUUUUUUUUUUUUCUUUUACUCUUUUCAAAUCUGUCAUGUGAGUUUCUGUAUGCUACAAAUCAUGUAUCACCAGGACUUGACUUUGAAUGUUCC